Ctenopharyngodon idella (grass carp) is the source of this 4606-nucleotide messenger RNA. It is a transcript of the gene lypd6b, whose product is annotated as LY6/PLAUR domain containing 6B. Gene Ontology annotation, molecular function: acetylcholine receptor regulator activity. Lineage: Eukaryota; Metazoa; Chordata; Actinopteri; Cypriniformes; Xenocyprididae. The transcript is spliced from 5 exons. The coding region runs from base 3013 to 3513 and encodes 166 amino acids. The record is from RefSeq and is a predicted model, not a curated record.
UGGACGAUGCUAAAUACAGGUGUAAACGUGUUCUGAAAUGUCUUGAGCUACUUUUGAUCAUUUCAAGAGGUAGUCUUGCUCAUAUGGUUGAAUGAGUUUGAACAGACUACAAAUGCAAAAGGCCGCCUACUCUCCACCUACUGACCUAAUGCAUAAACAUUAAGCAAAGCACACUGACCAGACGGGAUUUAAACUUUGUUGGCUAAAGACCCAAGUUUGGUUUGAAGACGAAAAACAUACCAAGCACAAAGUUCUCUCACCUUUCCUGUUUUCUAACACUUCACCACGUUUGGCGUGAUAUACAUGUAUAUUGAUCUGAAAAAGCCCAAACAUUUGCCUGCCCAUAGACCCUUCCCUCGAAGAUAUCAGGACAGAAGUGAUUGAAAGUGGAAUAAAGAGACGGAUUAAAACACCAGGAGUAAACGGGAAUGUGUCUUCCUCGUCUACUUGUGAUCCGAUUGAACAAAACGCAUCUUAAUACCAGGUGUAAACAGGGCCCAUAUCAUGUAAGCUAAAGAAAAGUCUCAUUCAUCAUAUUAAGAUAAUAAACAUCUCCAUUCAAAGCAGAUUAUUUAAUUUAUAAAUAUUAUUACAUGUUUUCUGGCUCAUGGAAAAAUAAUUUGACUAGUUCUAAGAUUAACUAAAUAAAGACCACAAAGUCACAACAAUUUGUCCCUGAUUCGUUCCUUUCAAAUCCUGUUGAGCCUCUUUGUUUUGAAAUCGUCACUGUGGAAGACAGUUUCCCUGGAGGCGAGACAGUGGGUAGAUUGCGUUCUCCACCAAAAUGUGUUUAAAGAACUUUUUUUUACAUGCAUGAUAGAAAGAGUGCCAUGAAAUAAGGUGUAAAACCUUCACUGAGAGGCAUAAAGCUUUUUAUCGCCAAAAGGCAGUGAAAUAUUGAGGAAUGCAUUUGAGGCUAUCACAAGUGUUUUAUUUGGAUAUUCAAAGGAUGAUCCACCAUUAAUUUGAGGAAUUUUUAAAAGCUCUGGUUAGUCUGGGAACAUUCCUGUAAUUCUAACCUUGUCAGCACAUCAGGCUUGUAUAAAGCUCAAAGGAUGCACUAAAACUCACUGUGGUGUGAUAUUUACACAAGACUUGAAGAUUUCACAGCUGUAUAUUUACUGUGACAGCCGUGAGGGACAGCUAGAACUCAAGAUAUCAAAUGAGCAAUGCUAUAUCAUAUUUCAUUGAUCUUCCACGUGCAGCUAUUUUAUGGGGACUGGCAGAGAGCCAUAAUAUAUUUUACAAAGUAAAGAAAAAUGUGUAUCUGAAUUUACCGGUCAUAGCACUUUCGUUUUAUUCAGCAUAUUGCAUGAGAGAGAGUUAGUGGUGACACAUGAACCCUCAAAAACUGUGGUUUAGAUGUGAUUUGUACGCUCCCAGCUGUCUUUUCCUCACUGGCCGCUUAAAUGCAGCUCUUCAUAGAGGAAUAUCACAUACUGCUAACUUUUGGUGCAACUAUCAGUUAUAGGUCAGAUUGUAGAUUCACUUAUGUUACAAACAUUAAUUGGAUGCAUUUCAAAUUAAAUCAAAUCUUUUUUUGCAACUUAAAACUGUAUGUAAUUGAAUCAAAGUAUUUUACAGUAGGUAAAUCCCCCUUGAGGAACCAAUUCCUAAACGACCUGUAUAAUGCCACAAUGAUUUAAAAAAAAAAAAAAAAAAAAAAAAAGGCCGAUAUAAUUGUGAUCACUGCUCAUUUUCACGUCUUGGCACAGUUCCUAGAUUAAAUGCAACCAUUUAUCUUCCCCCACCUAACGCUGUGCAUGAAAGAAGGUUUAAACAUGGUAGUGCUUGUAUAGGUUCUGAAGUAAACUGCUUUAUUCAUGAUAUGAUAAAUAACUGCCUGUCUAAGUAGGUGGCGUAUAAUACAAGUUCAAAUGUUUGGGACACAUGAAAUCGAUCAAAAGUGACAUUAAAGUCAUUUAUAAUGUUACAAAAGAUUUCUAUUUUAAAUAAAAGCUGUUCUUUUUUUUGAAGUAUCCAUUCAUCAAACAAUCCUGGAAAAAGUUUCCACAAGAAUAUAAAGCAGCACAACUGUUUUCAACAUUGAUAAUAAGUUGUUGUUUCUUAAGCACCAAAUCAGAGUAUUAGAAUGAUUUCUGAAGGAUCAUGUGACACUGAAGACUGGAGUAAUGAUGCUGAAAAUUCAGCUUUGCCAUCAAAGGAAUAAAUUACUUUUUAAAAUAUAUUAAAAUAAAAUAAAUUGUAUUAAUAUUUUACAAUAUUGCUGUUUUACUGUAUUUUUUUUUAUCAAGUAAAUGCAGCUUUGGUGAGUAGUCUAUACUUUUAAAAACAGAAAAAUCUUACUGAAAGCAAACUUUUGAAUAGUAGUGUAUUCAUUUAUUGUUUUGUUUUUUUUAUUAUUUUGAAGUUUAAAAUAUUUGUCGACCAUGGAAGAUACUGAGUGAGGAAUUGUUAUUAUAGAGUGAAUAAACUGAAUCCCACCGCUGGAUAUUUUAAAAGUAAUAAAGACAUAGACUGUGCAGCCCCUCCGAAGACCAUCAAGCACUUCAUAUCUUUAGUGAUAUGAGUAUCGACCUGCUUUAGCAAAAAUCAAUGCACUCAUUCACUCAUGUAUAUUGAGGACAGUACAGUUAAUCUAACAGAGUGUCGUAUAUUUGAGGCUCUUGGUCUUCCAGAGGUUAUGAGGAUCGGGUGUGUGCUAAGUGCGUUUGUGUGAAUGCUAAUUACAUGGGCUAGACUGGCCUGACACUACACUGUUGACUUCACACAAUGGCUAGAGGCCCCGCCCCCACAAUGCACCUGCUGUCCAAUCAGAUGCAGGGGUUGUCAGGAGGUUGGUUGGGGUCGGUGGUUUCUUUUCUGUUGUUGUGAGAGAGAGCUGAAAUGGAAAAUGACUUCUAAGCUUUCUCUUUCCUUUUCCUUUUGAAAGUCUCAGUUAAGAAAGCAGUCUCUGCACAUUGACUCAGGGAAUCUGUCUGCCUGGCAUGUAACAUUGUGUAUAAGCUUUCCACUUUACAGACAAAAGGUGUCGCUAUCAGUGUUUUAAACAUGGCAGCAGAUCUGGCUUUAGUCUCUGUUCUUAUCCAGCUUCUUGUUGAUUUGGUGGCAAGUGACAACAUUGACUUCUACAAUCUCAUGCCUGCUGUAGAAGCCACCCCGUAUCCCAAGAGUUUCAAGUGCUUCACCUGUGAACAGGCCUCAGACAACUACAGCUGUAACCGCUGGGCAGAAGAUGUGUGGUGCCCUCAGAAUACCCAGUACUGUAUGACAAUACAUCACUUCAACCAUCAUGGGAAGACAAAGUUUGUUACAAAAAGAUGUGCAGUGCAUGAAGAAUGCCAGUUAGCCGGCUGUAGACAUCACAAAAAUACACACCAUGAGUGUGUAUCUUGCUGUGAAGGGAUGGUUUGUAAUGUAGAGCUGCCCACCAAUCACAGUAAUGCAGUGUUUGCUCCGAGACAAACCCACAGCUCAGCAGCACCCACUUUUAGGACCUGGGAUUCUGUGAUCCUGCUGAUCCCGGCUCUCACUGGACUGUUACCAUUGUGAUCUUCAGUCAUAAGAACCUGUUUGGUGAUGAACAGCACUACAAAUGAAUGAGACAAAGGAGACGUCAUCUACGCUGGAAUAUUAAUACAGUUAGAUGGAUGUUUUCAUUAAAGUCACAGUAAUAUCAUGCUGGGGAAAGCUAUCUGUUAGCAUUCCCAUCCAUCUCAGUGGCAGGAUGUUGCAGGACUCCCAGGAAAUCUGCUGUCUUUGCUCAUGGGCUCACAGAUGUUUUCAUGAUUGAUCAGUGACUAAUCAGCCUGGAGUGGCACAAGAAGCAGAUGAUCACUAGUGACUAUUUGAAACUGUAAUAUAAGUCAAUUUUAAAAGCUUUCAGACUUCCUUCAACAACAGAUGGACUUUGGUAAAUAAUCUAUUAUAAUAUAAUGAAAUAUUUGCUUGCAAACAUUUUUACUCUGUCAGAAAACACAAAGAACAUCCACUAAAUGUCCAUCAGUGGAGAAGGAUGCAUUUUGUAGCCAUAUGGUGUAGAUAUGGCAUCCACCAGUAGGGGUUACUGGACUGUGCUAACCAGCAAAACCUCAAAACUCUUUGGUGGAUUCAGUGUGGAGACGGCCAGGCAUCCAGUAUGGAGGAACUGUGCACAGGAAAGAGCUGGAAAAUAUGUCAGUGGAGUACUAGUAAUGCUUGUGACGACUGCUAACUAAUGACGUGCUAAAUAGGACAGACGGGUAGCAAAAUGGCAUUUAGCAGCUAAAGCAGUGGAUUUCAUUUAUGCUGCCUCACUGGAUUUGUAUUGAGCAAAUUGAGGCUCACCCUGAGCAUUGGAUGUAUCUAUGUGGGAUGGUCCUGUGGCUCUGGUCCCAGAUUCUGUCACACAGGCCAAGAACGGCAAUGACAGGACACAGGAUGUGUUGUUCUAGUUUUAUAAAUGAUGCAAAUGUCUAAAAAGAGAUCUUCAUUGCUGCAUAAAUGUCAAAACUUUGAGAACAUGGACCUGCAUCACAUAAAAGCACUAAUUAAGUAUAUUUUGGGUUUCUCUGAUUGAACUAUUACAAACACUUUUCAUAUUUUUAUUAGCAUUUUUUGGUCCCAAAAGCCUUAAAGAAAUAAAAAUGUGACCUUAUUUAACUAA